Molecule: messenger RNA, 774 nt
Organism: Monascus purpureus
Lineage: Eukaryota; Fungi; Ascomycota; Eurotiomycetes; Eurotiales; Aspergillaceae
Source: the annotation of a GenBank genome assembly
AUGGAGGGCAUCGACAACUGCACGGGGAUUCCCUUCCAAUUGGAGAAUCUGCGAUCAGGCGAACGAUAUAUCAAAGUGGAUAAGAUUCUUUUCCCAUGCCCACCGACAGUAAAUGUCCCUACGCUUCCCCCGAAUAAAGAAGUCAUCACGGCUCUUGGCAAACAAAUGGCUAGGGUCGUACUUGAACAUGACUUUUCUUAUGUCCCCGAGUCUGGAUAUGGCGUGCGAACCUCUGAAGCUGAAGCAAUGAAGCUUGUCUUUAAACAUACUUCGGUUCCCGUACCAGAGGUUCUUGCGACCUGCUUCGAUGAUGACGGAGGAAAUAUCCACAUGACCACCGUUCCAGGUACCUGUUUAGGGGGGAAAUGGAAUACGUUGGAUGUUGAGUCCAAGAAAGACCCAUUGCUCGAAGAUCUAAAUAGCCCGCCCCGACCAUUAACGAGUGACUCGGAGUUACGGGCGCGAAUUUACGAAAGAUACCUUAACUUUGGGGGGCUGCGUUAUGAGCAUAAGCUGCCAAGCAUGCUACCACGGUCCAAUCGAAGCGUCUUCACUCAUGGUGGUCUCGCAUCUCGCAAUAUCAUGGUGGACAAUCAAAACACCAUCACGGGGAUUCCUGACUGGGAGUAUGCCGGCUGGUACCCUGACUAUUGGGAAUACGCUCAAAUCAUGAAGCCUGCCUUUUACGGAGACUUCCAAGACUGGAUGGGUAGGACAGCGCCGCAGACAUGGGGCCUUACUGGGAUCAACGCUUCAAGAAAGGUUUUAUUUUAA